Messenger RNA from Cephus cinctus (wheat stem sawfly), 3482 nucleotides. It is a transcript of the gene Rpn2, whose product is annotated as 26S proteasome non-ATPase regulatory subunit 1. Gene Ontology annotation, biological process: proteasome-mediated ubiquitin-dependent protein catabolic process; regulation of protein catabolic process. NCBI's taxonomy places the organism in Eukaryota, Metazoa, Arthropoda, Insecta, Hymenoptera, Cephidae. Bases 125 to 3187 code for a protein of 1020 amino acids. Gene Ontology annotation, cellular component: proteasome complex; proteasome storage granule; proteasome regulatory particle, base subcomplex. The transcript is spliced from 14 exons. The record is from RefSeq and is a predicted model, not a curated record. Gene Ontology annotation, molecular function: enzyme regulator activity.
UGAAAACGAGUUGUUUGGCUAUCUACAACUUCAACUAACUUCAGUUGGUGAGAUUUCCGUCUCACCGUUUCAUGUUCUUGUGAAUCUCUUGUUGAAAGUAAUCCGAAAAACGGUAUAAAUCAACAUGAAUAUCACGUCCGCAGCUGGUAUUAUCUCCCUGCUGGAAGAGCCCAUGCCGGAGCUAAAAGUAUUUGCAUUGAAGAAAUUAGACCUAAUUGUGGAUGAAUUUUGGCCAGAAAUAUCAGAAGCAAUCGAAAAAAUUGAAAUUCUUCACGAAGACAAGGCUUUUAAUCAACACGAGUUGGCUGCCUUGGUUGCCAGCAAGGUCUACUAUCACCUUGGUAGUUUCGAAGAUUCCUUGACAUAUGCUCUUGGAGCUGGUGAACUAUUUGAUGUCAACGCCCGCAAUGAAUAUGUUGACACUACUAUCGCAAAAUGCAUCGAUUAUUAUACCCAACAACGCGUCUUGGAAGUCGAGGGAAAAUUGACUGCUGGUAGUAAAGGAAUAGAUCCAAGGCUCGAAGGCAUUGUGAAUCGUAUGUUCCAGCGAUGUUUGGAUGAUAGUCAAUACCGUCAGGCUUUGGGUUUGGCAUUGGAAACGCGACGCAUGGAUAUCUUCGAAGCUGCCAUUAUGCAAUCAGAUGAUGUCUGUGGCAUGCUUUCCUAUGCUUUCCAAGUUGUGAUGAGCCUUAUCCAAAAUCGUGGCUUUCGUAACACUGUCCUACGUUGUCUAGUGAAUCUAUAUCACAAUCUUGGAACUCCAGACUACGUAAACAUGUGCCAGUGCCUGAUAUUCCUCGACGAUCCAUUAGCUGUCGCCGAGUUAUUAGAUAGACUGAGCAAAGGACCCCAGGAUUCUGUUUUAAUGGCAUAUCAAAUCGCAUUUGAUCUCUACGAAUCUGCUACGCAACAGUUUCUAGGACGUGUUCUGCAGGCUUUAAGAGCAACUGCUCCCAUUCCUGCAGCUCUCAUGGUCAAACCAAUAAUAAAGCCAGCAGCUAAGGCUACUGCAGACGUACCCUCUGAAUCCAGUACUACUGAAACUGAUAGUAGUCCUGCUGCGAUAGAAGAGAAGCCACAGCGUAGUGUAGAUAGCUUGAAUGCAGAGGAACGCGAACAGCAGGAACGCGUCGAUGCACUGUCCAGUAUUUUAGGCGGAGAGGUUUCGAUUGACUUGCAUCUUCAGUUCCUCAUUCGUAGUAAUCAUACGGAUAUGCUAAUUCUAAAAAAUACUAAGGAUGCUAUACGAGUAUCCAUUUGUCAUACUGCUACAGUUAUUGCGAAUGCGUUUAUGCAUUCCGGAACUACCAGUGAUCAGUUUCUCAGAGAUAAUUUAGAGUGGCUCGCCAGGGCUACGAACUGGGCCAAGUUAACAGCAACCGCAUCUUUGGGCGUAAUUCAUAGAGGUCAUGAACAGGAGGCUCUUGCUUUGAUGCAAUCGUACUUACCACGUGACACUGGCGCUGGUGCGGGUUACUCUGAAGGAGGUGGCCUUUAUGCACUAGGUCUCAUUCAUGCUAACCACGGCGCUGCUAUUACGGAUUAUCUCCUGGGACAACUUAAGGAUGCUCAGAAUGAGAUGGUACGACAUGGUGGUUGUCUCGGUUUGGGUCUCGCUGCUAUGGGAUCUCACAGGCAGGAUGUUUAUGAACAAUUGAAGUUCAAUUUAUAUCAAGACGAUGCUGUAACUGGAGAAGCAGCUGGCAUUGCUAUGGGAAUGGUUAUGCUGGGUUCCAAGUCAACUCAGGCUAUUGAAGAUAUGGUUGCGUACGCGCAAGAGACCCAGCAUGAAAAGAUUCUGCGUGGCUUGGCAGUUGGUAUUGCGUUCACCAUGUACGGCCGUCUUGAGGAAGCCGAUCCACUGGUGACGUCCUUGAGCGCCGACAAGGAUCCAAUUUUGAGAAGAAGCGGAAUGUACACCUUGGCGAUGGCCUACUGCGGUACCGGAAAUAAUCAGGCCAUAAGGAAGCUGCUUCACGUUGCCGUAUCCGAUGUCAACGACGACGUUCGUCGUGCUGCCGUCACGGGAUUAGGAUUUCUUCUGUUUAGAACACCGGAGCAAUGUCCAAGUGUCGUUUCCUUGCUGGCCGAGAGUUACAAUCCUCACGUGAGAUAUGGCGCAGCCAUGGCUUUGGGUAUAGCCUGCGCUGGUACCGGUCUCAAGGAAGCCAUAGCACUUUUGGAUCCGAUGACGAAUGACCCCGUGAACUUUGUACGGCAGGGUGCCCUCAUAGCAUCGGCCAUGAUCCUAAUACAGCAGACAGAAACUACGUGUCCCAGAGUCAAGGACUUCAGGGCAUUGUAUGCCAAAGUUAUCGUCGACAAGCAUGAGGACGUCAUGGCGAAGUUUGGUGCUAUCCUUGCUCAGGGUAUCAUUGAUGCCGGUGGUCGCAACGUCACUGUGUCUCUUCAGUCCAGAACUGGUCAUACCAAUAUGCUGGCUGUCGUUGGUGCACUGGUAUUCACUCAGUAUUGGUAUUGGUUCCCUCUGGCCCAUUGUCUCGCUCUGGCCUUCACUCCUACCUGCAUCAUCGCCCUGAAUGCUCAGCUGAAGAUGCCCAAGCUGGAGAUCAGAUCCAAUGCUAGACCAAGCAUGUAUGCUUAUCCUGCUCCACUGGAGGAAAAGAAACGCGAGGAACGUGAAAAAGUUACUACAGCUGUGCUGAGCAUUGCUGCUCGUGCGCGACGUCGUGAAUCCGAGAGACGUGCUCGUGAUUCUCAUGAGAAGAUGGAAGUGGAUCCUUCACCCAGUGACAGUAAAGAGACGGCUGAGGACAAGGCGAAGGAUGCUAAGGAGAAGGUGGAGAGGAAGAAGGAAAAAGAGGAGAAGGAAGCGAAGGAAGCGAAGGAAGCAAAGGAGGCGAAGGACGCUAAGGAGAAGAACGAUAAGAAGACAAAGGAUGAUUCUGAGAAGACUGAAAAGGAGAAGAAGGAGCCGGAACCCAAUUUUGAAAUCCUUCAAAAUCCCGCGAGGAUUCUGCGACAACAAUUGAAGGUUAUUCAGCUUGUCGAAGGUAGCCAAUACGUUCCUGUCAAGGACGUGAGUAUUGGGGGUAUUGUAAUGGUGAAGUAUAAUCAGCCGGAUACCGAAGAGGAGCUUGUUGAACCAGUGGCCGCUUUCGGACCGAAACCCGACGAGGAGAAAGAAGCUGAUCCUCCAGAACCCUUCGAGUAUACCGAAGAUUAAAUUGAAUCCGAGAAUACAUUUGAGCUCUCUGUACCGGAGUCAAAUUAAUUCCUACGAUUCAUAUUAAUGCAGUUUAAUAUAUUAUUUAGAAUUUUCUCCAAUAACGAACCCAUGAAUCAUUUAUUACACUAUAGCGUAGAAACGAAAACAGGAUUAAAUUCUAAAUUGCGAAUCCCGAUUCAAAAGAUAGUGCAGUCAGUGUCACGUACCCUGAGCAGACAUAAGUUUUCCUUCAGUCAUAAUAUGUAGACACGAGUGGUUUUGUCAUUUAAUAAAAAUCGUUUCAACAACUGUC